Polypterus senegalus (gray bichir) is the source of this 2811-nucleotide messenger RNA. It is a transcript of the gene serpind1, whose product is annotated as serpin peptidase inhibitor, clade D (heparin cofactor), member 1. Gene Ontology annotation, molecular function: serine-type endopeptidase inhibitor activity. Bases 150 to 1676 code for a protein of 508 amino acids. The transcript has 5 exons. Lineage: Eukaryota; Metazoa; Chordata; Cladistia; Polypteriformes; Polypteridae. Gene Ontology annotation, biological process: negative regulation of endopeptidase activity; blood coagulation. The record is from RefSeq and is a predicted model, not a curated record.
UUUGAUUUCGACAGUGUUUACUUUCAGAAGUCUAAAUCACACAAGGUGUACACUUUAAACUCAAGCUUUUACCUUGCACAUACUGGGCAACACACACUGCAGAAACUCUACUCCCAACUCAGGAGACACUGCUUCACAAGGCAGACACAAUGUUGCUCUUGUUCUUCUCUGUUGUGGUCUUUUGCAUUCCCUCACUUACAUACUGUGGAGCCAAGGAUCUGAAUCUUCAUUUUGCACCAGCAACAAAAGAUGCAUCAGAACAAGUAGGCCCACGGAGUAAACCUGCUGCUGGAAUUCACAACCUAGAAGAAAUUCCACCUGACUUUCACAAGGAGAACACACUCACCAAUGAGCUAAUGAGUGACGAAUUUGAGGAUGAAGACUACAUUGAUUUUGACAAGUUUCUAGAAGAGGAUGAGGACUAUAUUAACCAAGUGGAUGAAAUUGACAAUCCAGUUUCUAAAGGAGACACCAUUAUAGAGCCCACGGAUCCUCAAGUUAGAAGAGCAAAACUUCACAAAUUAUUUCAAGGCAAAUCCAGAAUUCAGCGUCUCAACAUAGUUAAUGCCAACUUUGGAUUCAGCCUCUAUAGAAGCCUGAGAAACAAAAUCACUCAGGAUGAUAACAUACUCUUAGCACCAGUUGGUAUUUCAGCUGCCAUGGGUAUGAUAGACCUGGGCAGCAGAGGAUCAACUCACCAGCAGAUAUUUAAUGUGCUUGGAUUUGAAGAUUUCGUCAAUGCAAGCUCCAAAUAUGACAAAACCACUGUUCACAACCUGUUUCGCAAGUUAACACAUCGACUUUUCCGUCGCAAUUUUGGAUACACUCUGCGAUCUGUGAAUGACAUGUAUGUGGAGAAAAACCAGACAAUAGAGGAAACUUUCAUGAAUAACAUUAAAAAUUACUAUUUUGCUGAGGCUCAAUCAGUGGACUUCAAAGACCCUGCCUUCCUUGUCAGCACAAAUCAACGAAUUUUAAAACGAACAAAAGGUUUGAUCAAGGAAGCUCUGAAAAAGGUUGCUCCAAACACAGUGCUUAUGCUCCUGAACUGUCUUUAUUUUAAAGGCUCCUGGGAAAACAAGUUCCCACUAGAGAUGACCCAUAUUCGUUCUUUUCGGCUGAAUGAGAAGGAAACAGUGAAGGUUCCAGUGAUGCAAACCAAAGGAAACUUUCUAGCUGCUGCAGACCAUGAGCUUGAGUGUGAUAUUUUACAGUUACCCUAUGCAGGAAACAUCAGCAUGCUUAUCGUGAUUCCCAGGAAGCUUUCAGGGAUGAGGAACUUAGAAAAGCACCUAUCUUCAGAAUCAAUCAGCAAGUGGAUAAGGGGUAUGACAAACAGGACCAGAGAAGUUGUUUUUCCUAAAUUUAAACUUGAAAAAAGUUAUGACUUGGUGAGUUACAUGAAGGAUCUGAACCUGACUGAUCUAUUUAAUGAGAAGGCAGACCUUUCUGGAAUAACAGCCCAAAGAAUUCUUAUUGACAUGUUCAAGCAUCAGGGCACCAUUACAGUGAAUGAAGAGGGAACCGAGGCAUCAGCAGUAACCACUGUGGGAUUCAUGCCUUUGUCCACUCAGGUGCGCUUCAUUGUGGACAGACCAUUCCUAUUUCUCAUUUAUGAGCACCGCACUGAAUGCUUACUUUUUAUGGGUAGAGUAAAUAAUCCAGCAAAGAACUAGUCUUUACUGAAAUUAAAUGCAGCCACAAUGAGCUGAAGAUCACCUGCUACAGUGAAAAUGUGGGAGAAAAGGUGCUUUUGUUGUAAAGUAUUAUGUAACAACAAAAAAUAACAUGUAUGGGAAUAAAAAAACAAAAUUUAAAAAACAAAAACUAAAAUAUUGCUUUGUUAUCAUUAGUAUUUAAUCAGCCUUUUUGGUAUCUGUUUAAUAGGUGACUUACAUAAAGAAAUAACUCUAUAAAAAUUAACUUUCUAUAAUUUAUUCUUAGUUGUUAACAAGGAAUAAUGCAUUAUUACACUUCAAGAUUAGCAUUCAGUUGAAGGCAUAGUAAUUUAAUAAAUUCACUUAGAAACUAGGUAAGGGAUUAAAUAAUCAAGAAUAGGAUAAGCAAGUAAAACUGUUUCUGUCUGAAAGUUGCUUUUUCUUGCUUACUAUAUACUAAAUGCCAAAAAACACACAGACAAUAAGGAGAUCAGUAAGUAAAGCACACUGGAGCCACAGUCAGUACCCUCACAGUACAGGGUCAAUGACAGACAAAUUCCACUGUAUGUCAACAGCAUGUUUUGCAAGCUGUUUAAAUAUUUGUUUCAAAAGCAUCAACCAUUAACUUCUGACAACUAGAAGGAAGCAGUUCUUCAGUUCUUUAACAGUUAACCAUUUUAGGUAUAUUUUCACAACUUUAGAGAAAAGCAUGCAGUGAUAAACAGACAUUGGACUUGUAAAGAUGAAGAAUGAUUAUGACAUGGAAAGAACAAUACAGAAUAAAGUUAAAAUCCUAAUUUACAGGAAAAAUUGCACAAUUAUGGAAAGUCAUGAGUCAAUCAUUUAAUAACAAUAGUUUGUCUUAAGAAUUGUACCAUGAAAAGAAAAAAGCAUCAAAAUGAGCUGUUAUAAGGCACAUAAAUUAUUAAAAAAUUAAAGAGAAACCAACUGUGUUUUGGCGAGUUCAGCUGCUGUCAGUAUGAUUAAUGUACAAUUACUAAAACAGGUUGAAAAAGAAUGUAAUUCUUAAUUAAAGAUUUCAUUAUGUCUCAAUGAGUAAUUAAGGCUUUUUCUGUAUUCAGGGCUGCAUUUUAAAUUCUACAUUAUUUUGAAUAACUUUGAAUUACAAACUAAACAAUAAUAAAAAGCCACC